Molecule: messenger RNA, 1493 nt
Organism: Zymoseptoria tritici IPO323
Lineage: Eukaryota; Fungi; Ascomycota; Dothideomycetes; Mycosphaerellales; Mycosphaerellaceae
Product: peptidase M24
Exons: 4
Coding region: 9-1463 (484 amino acids)
Cellular component (GO): mitochondrion
Molecular function (GO): metalloaminopeptidase activity; manganese ion binding
Source: RefSeq, a predicted model, not a curated record
ACACAGCGAUGCGCAGAACGCUGCCGCCCGCUCUACGGGCAGCCCUGCGCCCAACGCCAACCUUUCGCAGCAGACCAUGCCGUCUCACGCCUUCGAAACGAACCCUCAUAUCCGCCGCCUCGAUCCAGUUCGGACAGCCAUUGCACGAGACACAUCCACAUCUCAUCGAAGCUGGUGAUCUCACACCCGGAAUUUCUGCUCUAGAAUACCACCAUCGAAGAGCUGCGCUUGCGAGAAAGCUGCCGAAGAAUAGUGUCGCGGUGCUGGCUGCUUCGGAAGUGAAGUAUCGAUCUGGAGCGGUGUUCUACGAGUUCCGGCAGGACUCGAACUUCUUCUACUUGACGGGUUUCAAUGAACCCAAUGCUGUUGCGAUAAUAGCAAAAGGCACCUCCGACGUCGAAUACACCUUCCACCUCUACGUCCGCCCAAAGGACGCCUACGCCGAACUCUGGGAUGGCGCGCGCUCAGGCGUCCAAGCCGCUCAAGAUGUCUUCAACGCUGAUGAAGCCGGCGACAUCGAUUCAAUCUCUCGAAUACUACCCUCGAUCCUCUCAAGCGCCUCACAAAUAUACACCGACAUCGGCCACAACUCCUCCCGCAAAUCCGCCUUCGAACGCUUCCUCCACCCCAACACCAACGAUACCCCAACUGCAUUUGCGAAAUACUCACCCAAACCACUCCGUCCUCUCAUCAACGACCUUCGCCUCACCAAAUCCACAGUUGAACUCCAAAACAUGCGUAUCGCAGGCCAGCGCUCCGGCGAAGUCCUCACAUCUGCUAUGAAAUCCCUCCCAGACUCCGAAUCCCAGCUCUGGGCCAACAUAACCCACGGCUUCAAAUCCGCCGGGCUUGCCGGAGAAGCCUACGUUCCCGUCGUCGCCGGCGGCGGUAACGCUCUCAGCAUUCACUACACCCGCAACGACGCCCUCCUUACAUCAGGCGAAGUCGUGCUCGUAGACGCGGGAGGCGAGUAUGGCGGGUACAUCACGGACAUCACACGUACUUGGCCUGUGUGUGGGAGGUUCACGGACGCGCAGAGAGAUAUGUACGCUAUGAUCCUGUCCGUGCAGAAGCAUUGUAUAGCCCUCUGUCGCGAGGACGCGGCGAUGUCGCUGGACAGCAUCCACUCCACCUGCGAAUCCGGGCUCCGGGACGGGUUGAAGGCGCUAGGCUUCGAUGUGCGAGGCGAUACGCUGCAGAAACUAUUUCCGCAUCAUGUAGGCCAUCACGUCGGGUUGGAUGUUCAUGAUGCGCCGGGAUAUUCGAGGACGGAGGUGUUGAAGGAGGGAAUGUGUAUUACGAUCGAACCGGGAGUGUACGUUCCGAACGAGCAGAGGUGGCCGGAGAAGUUCAGAGGGUUAGGCAUCAGGAUCGAGGAUUCGGUUGUUGUUGGGAAGGGUGAGGUGGAAGUUCUGACCGGGACGGCGGUGAAGGAGCUUGGAGAGGUGGAGUGGGGAAAGUAGGGUUGUGUAUAGGUGGAGGGGUUUGGGAUU